Molecule: messenger RNA, 1776 nt
Organism: Xylaria bambusicola
Lineage: Eukaryota; Fungi; Ascomycota; Sordariomycetes; Xylariales; Xylariaceae
Product: CTP synthase N-terminus-domain-containing protein
Exons: 22
Coding region: 1-1776 (591 amino acids)
Biological process (GO): pyrimidine nucleobase biosynthetic process; CTP biosynthetic process
Cellular component (GO): cytoophidium; cytoplasm
Molecular function (GO): identical protein binding; CTP synthase activity
Source: RefSeq, a predicted model, not a curated record
AUGCAUUACAUUCUCGUGGCAGGCGGCGUCAUUUCCGGCGUUGGAAAGGGCAUCAUUGCCUCUUCCACCGGCUUGCUGCUUCAAACCCUCGGCUACCGCGUGAGCUGCAUCAAGGUACAGCCUCUUGGCCUCAUGGCCCCAGCUGAGCACGGCGAGUGCUUUGUCCUCUCUUCUGGCGGCGAGGUCGACCUAGAUCUAGGAAACUAUGAGCGGUACCUAUCUGUAACCUUGUCCGGUGAUAACAAUAUCACCUUGGGUAAGAUGCACAAGAGGGUUCAUGACCUCGAGCGCAAGGGGCACUACCUGGGCAAAACAGUACAGAUUGUUCCUCACUUAACAGACUGCAUCCAGGAAUGGAUUGAACGUGUAGCCAAGAUACCUGUUGAUGGCUCCGGGGAGGAGCCUGAUAUUUGCAUCAUCGAGCUUGGAGGAACGGUGGGCGACAUGGAAAGCGCACCCUUUCUUUACGCUCUAACGAAGUUACGCCAUGAAGUUGGUAGCAAAAACUUUUCCACCAUCAUGGUCAGUUAUGUUGCCACUGUUCAUGGAGAACAGAAGACCAAGCCCACUCAGCAUUGCGUCAAAGCUAUUCGUAGUGAGGGCUUGAUACCCGACGUGAUUGCCUGUCGUUGCGAAAAGCCACUCGAAGAGAGCACUAUUUCAAAGAUUUCGUUGCAUUGUCAGGUGGGAUUGGAUCAAGUCGUUGUCGUGAGAGAUAUGCCUACAAUCUACCAAGUCCCACAUCUCCUUCACGAACAGGGUUUAGUUCCGCUUCUGUUGUCUAAGAUGGACCUUCCUUCACCAUGCAAGUCUCUUGCGGCAAAAGGUGCUGCGAAAUGGGAGAGUUGGAUGAACCUAACCCUACCCAAGAGUCAGGCCGACUUGAAGAUAGCUCUAGUCGGCAAAUAUGUUCGCAAUCUCGAUGCUUACAUGAGUGUAGUAAAAGCGGUAUUAAGUACCUGCUACUGUUCAAUGGCGGUUACACCCUGGACAACCGGGAAAAUAAAUUUACGACUGACACGACAUGAUGUUAGACUCGAACACGCGGCUAUGCAUUAUCGAUACAAUCUCAAACUUCUCCUAAUCAACGCGGAGGACCUAGAGCCUGAGGCCGAAUCUCAGGACCCUGACACGUAUCGUUCCGCGUGGGACUCUCUUGCCUCUGCUUCAGGGCUAAUUAUCCCCGGAGGUUUUGGAAAACGAGGCGUUUUGGGCAUGAUGUUAGCAUCCCGGUGGGCAAGAGAACAGAAACGACCUUAUUUAGGAAUUUGCUUGGGCUUCCAAGUUGCUGUUAUGCAGUUCGCUAGAGACAUGUUGUCCAUGAAAGAGGCUGACUCGGAAGAAUUCCGCCCAGACUCAAGGGAACCAAUCAUUAUUCAUAUGCCUGAAGUGGAUAGGGAAAGGAUGGGGGCCACCAUGCGCCUUGGUCUCCAUGACACCGUUUUCCAACCAGGAAGCGAAGCGUCUAAAAUUCGUGCACUCUACGGCGGAAGUAAUAGGGCGCAUGAACGACACCGUCAUCGAUAUGAAGUCAACCCCCAAUAUGUAGAAAAGCUUCAAUCUAUGGGUUUACACUUUGUUGGCAAAGACACAACUGGCCAACGCAUGGAGAUAUUCGAGCUGCAGGAUCAUCCAUUCUUUAUUGGAACCCAAUUCCAUGCUGAAUAUCAGAGUCGGGUCCUUUCAGGCAGCCCACCUUAUCUCGGCUUUAUAGCAGCCAGUGCUGGCUGCUUAGACCAAGCACUCAAGGAACAGACAGCAAAGGGGCCAGAGUGA